Messenger RNA from Topomyia yanbarensis, 6814 nucleotides. It is a transcript of the gene DNApol-epsilon255, whose product is annotated as DNA polymerase epsilon catalytic subunit 1. NCBI's taxonomy places the organism in Eukaryota, Metazoa, Arthropoda, Insecta, Diptera, Culicidae. Gene Ontology annotation, cellular component: nucleus; epsilon DNA polymerase complex. The coding region runs from base 87 to 6683 and encodes 2198 amino acids. The record is from RefSeq and is a predicted model, not a curated record. Gene Ontology annotation, molecular function: DNA-directed DNA polymerase activity; nucleotide binding; single-stranded DNA 3'-5' DNA exonuclease activity. The transcript has 5 exons. Gene Ontology annotation, biological process: leading strand elongation; mitotic cell cycle; DNA replication proofreading.
ACGGCGCGAAAUCGAGGCCGUCAGUGUAGGACCACAUCCCAAAAUGCGAGUAAUUUUAUGAAUGGUGGAACAAUUUUAAUAUUUCAAUGACACACUUUGUGAAAAAUACUGGAAAAUAUGUUGCCGAAAAAGCAGAAGGGGACGACACCAACGAGAUUGGCUACCGACAGUCGAAGGAUAAUGACAAGAUUGACCUCAAGUAUGGAUACGAACGAGUUAAGGACACCCAGGAACGAACUGGCUAUUUGGUCAAUAUGCAUUCGACGGAAAUCCUGAACCAAGAUCGCCGUUUGGUAGCAGCUCUCGAUCUGUACUUUCUCCAGAUGGAUGGCACUCGGUAUAAGAUGACCGUCAUCUAUGCCCCUUACCUGUUGUUGAUCACAAAGGAAGGCCAGUCACUGGAGGUUGCUAAAUUUCUGACCAAGAAAUACUCCGGCCAACUGUCGAAUGUGGACCAUAUUGAGCGGGAGGACCUCGAUCUGCCGAAUCAUUUGAGUGGUCUGAAGCAAAACCUGCUGAAGCUAUCCUUUGCCAAUACCAACCACAUGAAUAAGGUUAAGAAGGAUCUGUCGGCGGCAGUACGGAAGAAUAAGGAGCGUGAUAAGGCAAACACGUACUAUAUGCAGAUGUUAAGCAAUUCGUUGGCUGUAUCUUCGGAGGAAGCUGGAAGCGGGACCAAUCAAAAUCAAGACUAUUACGAGAGUAUUUUGGACAUGAGGGAGCACGAUGUUCCGUAUCACGUGCGUGUGUCGAUUGAUUUGAACAUUUUCUGCGGGCUGUGGUACACGAUGAGAUGCAGGGGAGGAGACGAUCCGCCGGUUAUAACACCCAGACCGGAUAUUCUGGAUCGACCGGAGCCGGUGGUGUUGGCUUUCGAUAUCGAGACGACUAAGUUGCCGCUCAAGUUCCCCGAUGCUCAAACGGAUCAGAUUAUGAUGAUAUCGUACAUGAUCGACGGGCAGGGUUAUUUGAUUACAAAUCGGGAGAUCAUCAGUGCCGACGUGGAGGAUUUCGAGUACACACCGAAACCGGAAUUCGAGGGACAGUUUAUUGUGUUCAACGAGCCGAACGAGAUGGGACUGAUUCAGAAAUUUUUCGAUCACAUUCUCGACGUUAAGCCGCACAUUUUUGUUACGUAUAAUGGAGAUUUUUUCGAUUGGCCCUUCGUGGAAGCUCGGGCGGCUGUGUACGAUCUGGACAUGAAACGGGAAAUUGGAUACUCGAAGGUGAACGCCCGGGAUGGGAACUAUCUGUGCCGUCCGGCCAUGCAUAUGGAUUGUCUUUGUUGGGUGAAGCGUGAUUCCUAUCUGCCGGUGGGUUCGCAGGGUUUGAAAGCGGUCGCCAAGAGCAAGUUGCGGUACGAUCCAGUCGAGCUGGAUCCGGAGGAGAUGUGCAAAAUGGCUGUCGAGCAGCCGCAGGUUCUCUCCAACUACUCCGUCUCGGAUGCCGUAGCCACGUACUAUCUCUACAUGAAGUACGUCCACCCGUUCAUCUUUGCGCUGGCCACCAUCAUCCCGAUGGAACCGGAUGAGAUUCUACGCAAGGGUUCGGGCACGCUGUGCGAGACCCUACUGAUGAAAGAAGCCUACCACGCAAGAAUCGUAUACCCGAACAAGCAGAUCUCCGAAUUGAACAAGCUAACCCCGGACGGACAUGUACUGGACUCGGAAACGUACGUCGGUGGUCACGUGGAGGCGCUGGAAUCGGGAGUGUUUCGGGCGGAUAUUUCCACCCGCUUCCGGCUGGAUCAGGGUAUGUUGCUGCAGUUGCAACAGAAUGUGGAGAAAGUGUUGGAACAUGCGAUCGUGACCGAGGAAGGAGUUCCGCUCGAUCUUGUCACCAAUUUGGACGAGGUGACAGAGCAAAUUAAGGCGAUCUUGCAGCAGUUGCACGACACGCCAACUCGAAUCGAACAACCGGUCAUCUAUCACUUGGAUGUCGGAGCGAUGUACCCGAACAUUAUCCUGACCAAUCGAUUGCAACCGUCUUCGAUGAUAUCGGAGACGGAUUGUGCGGCGUGUGAUUACAACCGACCGGAUGCGAAGUGUAAGCGGAACAUGGAGUGGAUGUGGCGGGGAGAGAUGCUACCGGCGACGAGAAACGAAUUCCAACGCAUUCAACAACAGCUAGAGACGGAGAAGUUUCCACCGUUGUUCCCGGGCGGACCUCCGAGGGCGUUCCACGAGCUGUCGAAGGAGGAUCAAGCUAAUUACGAGAAGAAGCGAUUAAGCGAUUACUGUAGGAAAGCGUAUAAGAAGACAAAGGUAACGAAACUGGAAACGCGAACGUCGACGAUCUGUCAGAAGGAGAACAGUUUCUACGUUGAUACUGUGCGGGCUUUCCGCGAUCGGCGGUACGAGUAUAAGGCACUGACAAAAGUGGCCAAGGCGGCAGUAGUUUCGGCGGUUAAGAGUGGUGAUGCGGGUGAGAUCAAAGCUGCGAAAGGGCGUGAGGUGCUGUACGACUCGCUGCAGUUGGCGCACAAGUGUAUCUUGAACUCGUUCUACGGGUACGUAAUGCGAAAGGGAGCACGCUGGCACAGUAUGUCUAUGGCCGGUAUUGUGUGUCUAACGGGGGCGAAUAUCAUAACGAAAGCUCGGGAAAUCAUUGAACGUGUUGGUCGUCCGCUGGAGCUGGACACCGACGGUAUUUGGUGUAUUCUUCCGGCUUCCUUUCCACAGGAGUUUACCGUACUCACAAACCAUGCUAAAAAGAAGAAGAUUAAUGUGUCCUAUCCGAACGCAGUGCUGAAUACUAUGGUUAAAGAUUACUUCACCAACGAUCAGUAUCACGUGCUGGAAAAACCACACUCGCCAGGGAGUCCAGCAGAGUACUCGAUCAAGCCGGAAAAUUCGAUCUUCUUCGAGGUGGAUGGACCAUACCUGGCAAUGGUUCUGCCAGCGGCGAAGGAGGAAGGUAAAAAGCUGAAGAAACGUUACGCCGUAUUCAAUUUCGACGGUUCUCUGGCGGAACUGAAAGGUUUCGAGGUUAAACGGCGUGGUGAGCUGCAGCUGAUCAAGAUCUUCCAGAGUUCCGUAUUCGAAGCUUUUCUGCAGGGUUCCACACUGGAACAGUGCUACGCAUCGGUUGCCAAGAUAGCUGACUACUGGUUGGAUGUGUUGUACAGCAAGGGACAUAACAUGCCGGACAGUGAGUUGUUCGAGCUGAUCUCCGAGAAUCGGUCGAUGUCCAGAAAACUGGAGGACUACGGUGCACAAAAAUCCACGUCGAUUUCCACGGCAAAGCGGCUGGCCGAGUUCUUGGGUGAUCAGAUGGUGAAAGAUGCGGGGUUGGCUUGUAAGUUCAUCAUUUCGAAGAAACCGGAUGGUGCUCCAGUUACGGAGAGGGCGAUUCCGUUGGCGAUAUUUCAGUCGGAACCGAGUGUAAGGCGGCACUAUCUUCGCCGCUGGUUGAAGGAUAACACGAUGGGUGACGCGGACAUUCGGGACGUCUUGGAUUGGCAGUACUACAUCGAGAGGCUGGGAGGAACCAUCCAGAAGAUCAUCACCAUUCCGGCGGCUCUGCAAGGUUUGAAUAAUCCUGUUCCAAGGGUGCAACAUCCCGAUUGGUUGCACAAAAAGAUGCUGGAAAAGAACGAUACUCUCAAGCAGAGAAGAAUCAGCGAAAUGUUCACGACGAAGGAGAAACCUGCGAUCGGAGAUAUUGAGGAUUUCGGAAGAUCACGCUCACCUAGCUUGGGACCAAACGUACCGAUCGUGAAUUCUAAGCGGCGGAGAACACCCUCGAAUGAGGAAGAAUCUGUAGCAGCAGCUCCACAACCUAAAACCUGGCGGGAAGCUCUUGGGGCACCACCUCCUCCGGGAGACAGUAAGCAAGAGCUUCAUGCUUGGUUAGCGUACCACAAGAAAAAAUGGAAGUGGCAGUUGGCUCAACGAAACAAGUACCGAGACCCUAAAAGCAAACGUUCAAGAAUCAACGAAGAACAACCUACCGGUUCAGUGAUAUCCGCUCGUCCGGCAACUACUCUAGGAGGUUUCCUGCGAAAAACUCAACGAUCGCUGAUCGAGCAACCGUGGCAGGUCAUUCAGAUCAUCCCAACGGAUGAGAUGGGUCAUUUCAACAUCUGGGCAAUGGUAGGCGAAGAACUGCACAAAAUUCGGCUGCUGGUUCCUAGGAUCUUCUACGUUAACCAACGAACUCAAGCCCCACCGGAGGAAGGAUCGAUGUGGAAAAAGGUCCACCGCAUUCUACCGAGAGCACGCCCCGUCUGUCAUCUCUAUCAGUACGUUGUUCCGGAGCAGGUCUUCCGAGAUAACCGCUUGGGAAUGUUAGCGGAUCUCGCCACUCCCGACAUUGAGGGCAUCUACGAGACGCAGAUGUCUCUGGAGUUCCGUGCUCUAAUGGAAAUAGGUUGUCUCUGUGCCGUGCAACGCUCCGAGGCCAGAGCUCUGGCCGCACUUGCCACGAAAGAUCUGGACAGUUUCAAUAUUCAACAAUUGGAGAUGCGAAACUUAUCCCACACUCCCUACCUCCAAAACGGUGCGAAUCUGAGAAAAAUCUUCCUCUACCAGCACAGUAUCCCAUCGGGUAAGCGAGAAAUGUGGGGUCUAUUCUUGGGUCCUAGCAAAAAAGCUUUGGUCAUCGUCUUAGACAGCGUCCGAACCAAUCAACUACCAACCCUGAAGAACCUGUACACCUCAGAACGCACAGCUCUACUUAAAACCGACAGCGAAAAUUUCACCGAAUCGAACCUUCCCCCAUCGGACAUAACGUUCGAAGCCUUCAUGGAAGUAGACUCCAAGCAGCUCUAUCAACGGCUGUCCCAAUAUCUCACCAGCUACAAGGACGAAAAACGUGGUCCUACCAUACUCUGCAUCCAAGCCGCAAUGGGUCUUCAAAAGCUGAAUCAACUUCUACCGGCCUGUCUGGAGUUCCCCGAAACGCAGAUCCACAUCGCAGAUGAUGCCUCACUGCUGUCCGGUCUCGAAUGGCAGCGGCACGGGGCUCGAUCCAUGAUUCGUCACUUCCUGAACCUUAACCACGUGGUUGAGAUGAUGCUCGAUCAGUGCCGGUACUUCCAUCUUCCGAUCGGGAACAUGCCGUCCGAUACGGUUCUAUUCGGAGCGGAUCUUUUCUACGCUCGGCACCUCCAGAAACACAACUUUAUCCUCUGGUGGUCGCCCAGCUCUCGUCCCGAUCUGGGAGGUCGUGAAGCAGACGAUAGUCGCCUGCUGGCAGAAUUCGAGGAUACGAUCUCGGUGGUUCAAAAUCGGCAAGGUUACUACAACAGUGUCUGUGUGGAGCUAAGCAUCGAAAGUUUAGCCGUGUCAGCCUUGCUGCAAGCCAGUAAAGUUCAGGAGAUGGAAGGAGCUUCUGCCGCGAUCACUUUCGACGUGAUCCCGCAGGCCUCCCUGGACGAUAUGAUCAGUAAUCAGGGUGUGCAGACACUGCCAAGCUACGACGAGACGGCACUUUGCUCGCAGGCUUUCCGUGUGAUGCGCUCUAUGGUCAACGGGUGGCUGCGGGAGGUCUCAAUCAAUCGGAACAUAUUUUCCGACUUUCAGAUCAUACACUUUUACCGAUGGGUGCGAUCGACGAAGGCACUGCUGUAUGAUCCCGCACUUCGGCGAGCGCUGAAUACGUUGAUGCGAAAGCUGUUCCUGCAAAUUAUAGCCGAGUUCCAGCGGCUGAAGGCGGAGAUCGUGUACGCGGAUUUUACACGGAUUGUGAUCAACACGGGCAAGAAGGCAGUAAUCGAUGCGAUCGCAUAUACGGACUACGUCGUUCAGAGCAUUCGAAAUAAGGAACUAUUUCACAGUGUUUCACUGUCCUACCAACAAUCGUGGCAGUUUCUGCUAUGGAUCGAUUCGGCCAAUUUCGGCGGUAUUCGUGGGGACAUGCCAAAGGAGCUGGAGGACGAAGCGGACAACGAGAAAGGCGUUGAAGCUUCAGAAGCGGAAGAGGAGGAAGAGCUGUCGCUGGAAAUGAACUGGAACAUUGGGGAGUUUCUGCCAGCAGAAGGACGAUGCCGGGAGUUCUUUGAGCAAUUUUUGACUUCAUUCAUGGAAACUCUCGCGGAAGGAGUCCCAGCUGCGAAGGCACUUAAGAAAUUGUCUCACGUGGCAUACGAAAUGGUGCAGAAGUUGCACAAGAACUACGGCAGGGGCAAGGAGGGACCGGCUCUCGAGUUCAUAAAAGCAACGCACAAGGUCCUGUCGGUAAUCAAGGAAACUGAAGAAGAAUUGACAACUCUCCGUCGAAAUAUGCUGCUGCUGGUGGGAAUUGGUGACUUCAGCGACAAAGCUGUCUGGAAAGAUCCACUAAAGUCGUACGUCCUGACGGAAGUGAUCUGCAAGGCGUGCAACCACUGUCGCGAUCUCGAUCUAUGCAAGGAUACCCACCGGGCUCGGAAGGGUGACCACCCGGUGUGGUUGUGUGCUCAGUGUAACGUCGACUAUGACAGCGGGGACAUCGAGAUGCGUCUGCUUGAUGUGGUUCAGCGAAAGUUAAUGUCCUACACGUUGCAGGAUCUGCGUUGUGGACGGUGCAAACAGAUCAAACGGGAGAAUUUGGCCAAAUUUUGUCCGUGUGCUGGUAAUUUUGAGAAUUUGAUCUCCGCUGGAGAUCUGCGCCGGCUGCUAAAGACGUUCCUCACGGUUGCAGAGGAUUAUCGGAUGCCGUUGCUUAAAGAGACGAUCGAACAUGUACUCAACACUUGCUAAGCUAAAUUCGAGUUAUUACAGCUUCCAAUUAAACAUUCGAUAAAAUUUUACAUUUUGCUAUUGUUAGUGGAUACUUAAAUGAUGUAAAAUAGGAGAAACUCGUUUAAGAACUAACUUUUUAUUCCGUGAAA